AUGAAUCUGAAUCUAAGACUGUGUGCUGUCAAUCUGACACUUGUAUUUAACGUCAAUCAAACACUGGUUGAUGUCAAACUGACACUUGUAUUCAAUGUGCAUCUAAGAAUAUCUGGUGUUAAUCUAACACUUAUAUUUAAUGUGCAUUUAACAAUAUCUGAUGUCAAUCUGACACUUAUGCUUAAUGUGAAUCUAACAUUAUCUGAUGUCAACCUGACACUUAUGUUUAAUGUCCAUCUAACAACAUCCGAUGUCAAUCUGGCACUUAUGUUUAAUGUCCAUCUAAGAACAGCUGAUGUCAAUCUGACACUUAUGUUUAAUAUGAAUCUAACAGUAUCUGAUGUCAAUCUGACACUUAUGCUUAAUGUGCAUUUAACAAUAUCUGAUGUCCAUCUGACACUUAUGCUUAAUGUGAAUCUAACAUCAUCUGGUGUCAACCUGACACUUAUGUUUAAUGUCCAUCUAACAACAUCUGAUGUCAAUCUGGCACUUAUGUUUAAUGUCCAUCUAAGAACAGCUGAUGUCAAUCUGACACCUAUGUUUAAUAUGAAUCUAACAGUAUCUGAUGUCAAUCUGACACUUAUAUUUAAUGUGAAUCUAACCACAUCUGAUGCCAAUCUCACACUUAUAUUUAAUGUGCAUCUAACAAUAUCUGAUGUCAAUCUGACACUUAUAUUUAAUGUGAAUCUAACCACAUCUGAUGCCAAUCUCACACUUAUAUUUAAUGUGCAUCUAACAAUAUCUGAUGUCAAUCUGACACUUAUAUUUAAUGUGAAUCUAACCACAUCUGAUGCCAAUCUCACACUUAUAUUUAAUGUGCAUCUAACAAUAUCUGAUGUCAAUCUGACACUUAUGUUUAACAUGAAUCUAACAGUAUCUGAUGUCAAUCUGACACUUAUGCUUAAUGUGAAUCUAACAACAUCUGAUGCCAAUCUGAUACUCGUAUUUAAUGUGAAUCUAACAACAUCUGAUGUCAAUCUGACACUUAUAUUUAAUGCGAAUCUAACAGUAUCUGAUACUAAAUUUCCGAAUUGA
This is a messenger RNA of Neodiprion virginianus, 1035 nucleotides long. RefSeq lists its product as uncharacterized. The record is from RefSeq and is a predicted model, not a curated record. The transcript has a single exon. Lineage: Eukaryota; Metazoa; Arthropoda; Insecta; Hymenoptera; Diprionidae. Bases 1 to 1035 code for a protein of 344 amino acids.